AUGGAUGGUGAUCUUGUUUGGCUCCGAAUAUCACCCAUGAAGGGUGUGACGAGGUUCAGAAAGAAGGAAAAGCUUAGUCAUAAAUUCAUUGGACCUUUUGAGAUUUUAUGUCGAGUGGGAGAGGUGGACUAUAUGUUUCCCUUGCCACCUAGUUUGACAGCAGUUCAUCAUUUUUUUCAUGUCUCUGUGCUUCAAAAUUAUAUUGGGGAUGAAUAUCAUGUGCUUUCACUUGAUUCUGUGGACUUGGGUCAAGAUUUGAUAUUUGAGGAGGAGCCUACAGUCAUACUAAAUAGGAAGGUUCGAAAUCGUAGGACCAAAGAGGUUGCUUCAGUGAAGGUGGAGUGGAAGCACCGAUCAGUGGGAGGCAAGAUAGGAGACAGAGUCUGA
Molecule: messenger RNA, 387 nt
Organism: Solanum lycopersicum (tomato)
Lineage: Eukaryota; Viridiplantae; Streptophyta; Magnoliopsida; Solanales; Solanaceae
Source: RefSeq, a predicted model, not a curated record